Oryza brachyantha (malo sina) is the source of this 3108-nucleotide messenger RNA. Its product is annotated as protein PLASTID MOVEMENT IMPAIRED 1. NCBI's taxonomy places the organism in Eukaryota, Viridiplantae, Streptophyta, Magnoliopsida, Poales, Poaceae. The record is from RefSeq and is a predicted model, not a curated record. The coding region runs from base 259 to 2880 and encodes 873 amino acids. The transcript has a single exon.
GCCGCAAGAACACCACAGAAUUCAAGAAGAGAGGAGGCCUCACAGAACCGCUCGUCUCCUCCCUCCACUCCUCCGUUCCAAAUCCCGCCAAAACUGUCACCAACCAUGGCGACAUGGCGCCAUCAGCGCCCUCCCUUCCCUCGCCAUACACUUCGCCUUCGCCUUCUCCUCCUCUUAUCUGUUUCUCUCCAGAGCUGCUUGUUUUGCUUCUACUUGUAGCGGCGAGCUGCCGGUGCUGAGGUCGGAGCAGCGGCGGCCAUGGCGGACGACGGCAAGAGCAGUAACCAGAUCCUCCAGGAGCUCGACGCGCUCAGCCACACGAUGUACCAGGCGCACACCAACCGCCGGACCGCGUCGCUCGCGCUCCCUCGCUCGGCGACCGAGGUUAAUGGCGGUGGCGCCGAUGUUGUCCGGGCCGAGUCGCGCCCGCGGUCGCGACGGCUGUCCCUGUCGCCGUUCCGAUCGAGGCCUAAGCAGGGCAAGAACGCGAACGAUGAGGGUGACGACGACGACGAUGACGGCGACGCCGGGGCACGCCGCGUGGGCGCGGCGCCGUCCAAGAGCCAGAGCUUCGCGGCAGUGACGACCCCGGCCGGCGGCGGCGCGGCGACGGCGGGGGAGAAGAAGGGGAUAUGGAGCUGGAAGCCGAUCCGCGCGCUGUCGCACAUCGGCAUGAACCGGCUCGGCUGCCUCUUCUCCGUCGAGGUGGUGGCGGCGCAGGGCCUGCCGCCGUCCAUGAACGGGCUGCGCCUCGCCGUCGCCGUGCGCAAGAAGGAGACGCGCGACGGCGCCGUGCAGACCAUGCCGUCCCGCGUGCAGCAGGGCGCCGCCGACUUCGAGGAGACGCUCUUCGUGCGCUGCCACCUCUACUGCAGCGGCGGCGCUGGCACCGGCAAGCCGCUCAAGUUCGAGCCCCGGCCGUUUCUCCUUUCGGCGGUGGCCGUGGACGCCCCCGAGCUCGACUUUGGCCGGAGCGCCGUGAACUUGAGCCUCCUCGUGAAGGAGUCCACGGACAAGAGCCACCAAGGGGAGCGCGUCCGGCAAUGGGACAUGGCGUUGCCGCUCGCCGGGAAGGCGAAGGGCGGCGAGCUCGUCGUCAAGCUGUCGUUCCAGAUCAUGGACGACGGUGGUGUAGGUCUGUACAAGCAACCCGAAGCAGCAAGGAAGACGACCUCCUCUUCUUCUUCCUUGUUUGCGCGGAAGCAGAGUAAGCUAUCGUUCAGCAUCACGAGCCCGAAGGUAUCGCGCCCCGAGCCGACACUGACGGCGACGAAGGGCUCGCCGUCGCCGGACUUGAAGGGCAUUGACGACUUCAAGCUCGACGAGCCCAAUCCGCCAUUGCUGGAGGCCAAGAAAGAGCCAGAGCCGCCGGAGACGGAGGAGAAAGGCGACGACUCGGAGUUCCCGGAGUUCGACGUCGUGGACAAAGGUGUGGAAGGGCAAGAAGAGAACGUUGAAGCGAAAGGUGAGGCGGAAGACGGCAAGGAAGGAGCCAAGGUGGAGGGGGAGGAUAAGGCGACGUCGGCCGCCGGCGACGAGGUGGUCAAGGAGGUGGUGCACGACAGCGCGCACGCGUGGCGCAUCAACGAGCUCGAGGCGAUCACCAACCAGAUCAAGGCUCUCGAGUCGAUGAUGCUCGGCGACGCGCCACCCACCGCCAAGACGGAGGAGCCGCAGGACGGCGACGACACGGGAGGGCUGGACACCGACGAGGAGGAGGUGACCCGAGAGUUCUUGCAGCUUCUGGAGCAAGGAGACGGCAGGGGCGCCCUGGCCAAGUCGGUGUCCUCGCUCAAAUCCGGCGUGAAGCGCGGCUCCGCCGCCGCCGCGUCCAGCUACAUCUCCGACCUCGGCAAGGGGCUCGGCCCGAUCGUGCAAACCCGGGACGGCGGCUACCUGACGGCGACCAACCCGUUCGACAUCCCCGUGGAGAGGAAGGAGCUCCCCAAGCUCGCCAUGCAGCUGUCCAAGCCGUUCAUCCUCCAAGACCAGAGGCUCCCCGGCGGCGGCGCCGAGCUGUUCCAGCGGCUGUGCGCCGGCGGGUGCGAGACCCUCUUCGCGAAGCUGGCGGCGCUGAUCGCGACGGACGAGGUGGUCGGGAAGACGGCGGAGCAGAUCGCCUUCGAGGGCAUGGCGUCGGCGAUCAUCAGCGCCCGGAGCGCGGCCCUCGGCGCGAGCUCCAGCGCGGCGCAGUCCGUGUCGCUGCUCCGGACGAUGUCGACGGCGAUGAGCGACGGGCGCAAGGAGAGGAUCGCCACCGGCAUCUGGAACGCCCAGGAGACGCCGGUGACCGUCGACGAGAUCCUGGCGUUCUCGCUGCAGAAGAUCGAGACGAUGGCCAUCGACGCGCUCAAGGUCCAGGCCGACAUGGCCGACGAGCAGGCGCCGUUCGACGUGUCCCCGGUCAGCGAGAAGAGGAGCGGCGGCCACCUCCUCGACACCGCCGUGCCACCGGAGGAGUGGGCGCUCGCCUGCAUCGGCGCGGACACGGUGACCAUGCUGCUCGUCGCCCAGCUAAGGGAUCCCCUGCGCCGGUACGAGGCGGUCGGUGCGCCGUCGAUCGUCAUCAUCCAGGCCAUCAGAGCCGCCGGCAGUGACGACGACGAGCCAAGGUUCAAAGUAGCCAACCUGCACGUCGGCGGCCUCCGGCUGAAGUCGGCCGACCGGCGUAACGUCUGGGACGGCGAGAAGCAGCGGCUCACGGCGAUGCACUGGCUCGUCGCGUAUGGGCUCGGCAAAGCCGGCAGGAAGGGAAGGACGUCGGCGGCGGCGGCGGCGAAGGCCGGCCAUGACGUGCUCUGGAGCAUGUCGUCGAGGGUGAUGGCCGACAUGUGGCUCAAGCCGAUGCGCAACCCGGACGUGAAGAUCCCUCUCAAGUAGCUGCUGCCUGCUUCUGGGAUUCUCUGCAUCUGAAAAAAAAAAAGAAGAUUCAGAUUCCAGGUUUCAAAUAUAGCACAUUUUGAUUUUUUUUUUUUGAAGUUCAAGACUGUAAUUUAUACUUGAUUCCUGCACUGUGAUAGUACUGUAAUAAGGAAAUGUGAGUGUCUAAGCAUUAGGUUCCAGCACUGUUUAUUGUGUUGUGAUUAUUCAUGUCAUGUACUGGAAGAG